AGAAACGCGCAUGCGUAAGUUCCGUCAUGCGGCAAACUAGUGCCUCGAGGAGGAGUUUAUAAGGGAUUGUCAACGUUGAACGGAAGUGCGCGUGCGUAAACCAGACGGGGUUAGGCGCUUCUAGUGAUGCCUUGAAUUCUAGCACUACGGACAGAUCUUGCUUCGCUGUGCGCCAACGAAUUCUGUGAAGGUGGGGAACCAGUGAAUCUAUUAUGACAAGAUUAAGGAAGGAUUGGAAGAGAUGACCCAUCAAAUUUGAACUCAUCAAGUUUGCAGACGACACCAAGCUGGCAGGAAUGGCCAACACUCCAGAAGACAGGCUUAAGAUACAGGAGGAUCUGGACAGACUUGAACACUGGGCACUAUCUAACAAAAUGAAAUUCAGUGGUGAAAAAACGGGUCUUCUCCAUCCUGCGCCGAGAAUGAAGCCUAAGAGAAAGGAGAUGUGAGGGCUUUCUCGUCACUCGACGUGGAACCUCCGGUUGAAGGAGAAAGGAAUGGCAAGCUCAGAGAAAGCUUGUCUGAAGAGCCAGACUGCUGGAGAACAGGAAGCGGGCAAGAAGCCAGACCAGAGAAUCCCCAUCUGUGACGAAAGUAUCCGAGGUGCAUCCGUUGGGAAUGAAAAAAAGGACCUUGGGUACCAGGUAAAAGAGAACCAACCGCUUCCUAUCCAGUCCCAGCCAGGGAUGUGCUGGGCUUGCCCAGAUGGCACCUUUGUCAAGCUGAUCCUAAAGGCUGGGACAGGUUUAGAUAAACCAAAGGAAGGGUCCCUCUGCCAAGUCUUCAUUGAGGCCAAUCAUGAAGGUCCCUUGAGCUACCCAUCUUGCAGGUGGGCCGAAGUAGAGCUGGGUGGGGGUGACGCCGAAUGGGACGGUGUGGUGGACCGUGGUUUGGAAACCAUGCUGGCAGGGGAGCAGGCUGAACUGAGGUUGACAGCCGGCAGCACCAUCACUGUCCAGUUGGCAAGCUUCACGGAAGCCAAAGACUCUUGGGAGAUGAGCGCAAGUGAGAAGUGGGACUUGGUCCUCAGCAAUAAAGAGCGCGGCAGUGAGCUGUACAGGGCGGGAGCCAUUGAGGCAGCUGCCAGGCGCUACGCUAGGGCCUUGCGCCUGCUCGUGGUGGCUGCUCCUCCCCCGGAUUAUGACCAGAUCAAGGCGGAGCUUCACACCAACUUGGCUGCCUGUCAGCUACGGUUGCACCAGCCGGCCAAUGCCGCUCAAAACUGUUCCAAGACUCUUGUGCUCCAACCGGCCAACCCCAAGGCCUUGUUUCGUCGGGGCUUGGCCUACGAUGCGAUGAAUGACCUGGAGGGGGCAGCGCAAGACCUAAAGGGCGUUUUGCGAGUUGAGCCAGGAAACCGAGCAGCUCGCCGGGAAUUAGAAAGGGUUACUGAGCGGAUCCGGGUGCGGGAUGCUAGAUUGGCUCAGGCCAUGCAGAAAAUGUUUGCUUGAAUAAAAUUAUUUUACCACGUCA
Messenger RNA from Crotalus tigris (Tiger rattlesnake), 1473 nucleotides. RefSeq names its product FKBP prolyl isomerase like (gene FKBPL). The transcript is spliced from 4 exons. The coding region runs from base 498 to 1451 and encodes 317 amino acids. Gene Ontology annotation, molecular function: protein binding. Lineage: Eukaryota; Metazoa; Chordata; Lepidosauria; Squamata; Viperidae. The record is from RefSeq and is a predicted model, not a curated record.